AUGUGCGUCUCGGAUCUCCUGGAGAUUCCCGGUCAGGACUUCCUCUUCGAGCACGAGUUCCUGAAGUUUAUCUGUGCAGCAUGGAGACCGGUGUGCAGAGGACAUGAAGUGGCGAUGGUGAAUCCAGGCUUGAAUCUGGUGAUCGACCCAACAGGCAAGCUGCUCACAAAGAGGCGGCAGAGCGCCUACAUCUAUUCCGAUGCGAUCCUUCAUUUUGUGACCAAAUUCAAGCACCUCGCCCGUCGGGCACGGAGUUCGCAUCAGGCACAGCUCCGUGAAUUGAAAGAUGAGCUGGCUAGAUUCCUUGAGGAUUCAGACUCGGAGGUUGAGCAGGAGAGCCAAGCAGAUGAAGAUGAAGAUAGUGCUCUAUCUACUUUGGCUGGGCAUGACGAUGCGGAGUCAGUUGAGAGUUCCAGCUCGGCGGUGACCCCGCCGAUGCACAUCCCUGCUUUGAGUGGUGAGAUGCAGAUGGUCUUGGCCAAGCUACAAGCCAAGUGCAAGAAGCAGGAGGUUCUGGAAAGCCUUCGAGGUUUGAUUCCUGCGGAGCCCGCAAAGCCGAUCCUGCCCAGUGCACAGUUGCUCGCCUGCAUUCUGGAUUUGAUCGUGUGGGCUAAAGAUGAUGAGGCCGAAGCUGCAAACAGACCCGGUGACGAGCUUCAACAGGUUAGCAAGAAAAAGAAGAAGGCCCCCUCCUCCAAGAGUUCCAAAGCCUCAAAGGCUCAGGCCCAGCAGGACGAGAAGGAGAACAAAGUUCAGGUUACAGAUGAGAAGAAGAAGAAGAAAACAAGUUCGAAAGAUGAAAACGGUGAGGAAACCGAGGCGAUGGUGCGCAUGAAGAGGACGAUGACGGAGGAUUGUGCAUAUGUGCCUGGAUCCUACAAGGAUGCUCGUUUGAGGUACAUUGCGAAGAAGCGGGCUCGGGGCUUCUCAUGGAAGGAAGCUUGUCAAAAAUGGAAUCAGAGUUCAUCAAGGGCCUCCUGGCUGGAGGGAUUAUCGAUCAACGAGUUGAAGCGACGUCUGGUUUCAAGUCUUGGGGAGCUCUCCUUCAAUUCUGUGCACAAGGAGCUUGACUUCUUGCACAUUUUCUCCGGCUGCGAUUCUGUCGGUGCCAGUCUCCGCAAUGAUUUGGGUCUGCUUGGAACAUCCCUGGAUAUCGAGGAGGAUCCCCUGGGCCAUGAUUUGAUGACUACAUCCGGCUUCCUGUGA
Messenger RNA from Symbiodinium necroappetens, 1206 nucleotides. NCBI's taxonomy places the organism in Eukaryota, Dinophyceae, Suessiales, Symbiodiniaceae. The record is from the annotation of a GenBank genome assembly.